Molecule: messenger RNA, 2752 nt
Organism: Xiphias gladius (swordfish)
Lineage: Eukaryota; Metazoa; Chordata; Actinopteri; Istiophoriformes; Xiphiidae
Gene: gpaa1
Product: glycosylphosphatidylinositol anchor attachment 1
Exons: 13
Coding region: 160-2007 (615 amino acids)
Biological process (GO): attachment of GPI anchor to protein
Cellular component (GO): membrane; GPI-anchor transamidase complex
Source: RefSeq, a predicted model, not a curated record
CCGGAAGUAAGUCCGCCACAUUAAUGUUCCCGCAGGAACACGGAAAUUGAAAACAUUUGUGAGUGAGCUCCGCCUCUGCAGGUGGAUGUGACCGGCUAUACACUGGAAGCAGGGUCCAGUGUGUCCAGGCGUCGAGAUUGUGUUCCAGCGGAUAACAACAUGGGACUACUGUCUGACCCGAACAGAAGACGGGCUUUGAUCGGCCUGCUCACCCGCCUCAAUUCCCCGAUCUGUAUGGUCUGCUACAUGGCGGGCGUGGCUUGGUUCAUGGGUUUAGCUUUUGAGCCGUUCACUCUGCGGACAUACAUGUCAGAGAAUGCCAUGGGGUCUACCAUGGUGGAGGAGCGGUUUCCAGCGGGCGAGAGGGCGCUGGCCACCGGCAGGGAGUUCGCAGCUCACAAGAAGAAAGCGGGUGGGAUGCCCGUGGAUUGGUUGGUGAGGACCAUGCAGGCUAGAGGGCUAGAAGUGUUUACCCAGAGCUUCUCUCGCACUCUUCCCUUUCCUGAUGAAAACAAAGAGAGAUAUAUGGUGAAAGGCACUAAUGUAUAUGGGAUCCUUCGGGCCCCUAGGGCUCCACGGACUGAAGCCCUGGUGCUCAGUGCUCCCUGCAGCCCGGGCGAUAACAACAACCAGGCUGUGGGACUGCUGCUUGGUUUAGCACAGUACUUCAGAAAUCAGAUUUUCUGGGCCAAGGACAUCGUCUUCCUCGUCAAUGAGCAUGAUCUGAUUGGUAUGCAGGCUUGGCUGGAGGGCUACCACCACACCAACACUACAGGUAUGGACUGGUCUCCGCUGCAGGGCCGUGGUGGUUCAAUCCAGGCAGCUCUGUCCCUGGAGCUCAGCAGUGAUGUCGUCACUAGUUUGGACCUGGUAUUGGAAGGCCUCAACGGCCAGUUACCCAACCUGGAUUUAGCCAACCUCUUCUAUGCCUUCUGCCAGAAGAUAGGAGUUCUUUGCACCAUCCAGGGAAAGCUGCAGAGGAAUGACUGGGACAGUGUAUCCGGCUACAGCCACGCAGUCCAGACCAUGAUGCUGAUGGUGAUGAAGCAGGCCAGCGGGCGGCCUUGGGGGGACCACGGCCUGUUCCUGCGCUACCACAUCGAGGCUGCCACCAUCAAGGGCAUCAACAGCUUCCGCCAGUACAAGACUGACACUACAACAAUUGGCAGGCUUCUGGAAGGAAUGUACCGUAAGCUGAAUAACCUCCUGGAGCGCCUGCACCAGUCCUACUUUUUCUACCUCAUGCCGUCACUCUCUCACUUCGUCUCUAUUGGCUACUACAUGCCUGCCUUCGGAUUGCUGGCUGUCAUUCUGCUGCUUCGUGCCUUAGACCUGUGGGUUCAACUCGCGACUCCACCACCAAGAACAGAAGAUGGAGAAACUGACGUUGAGCAGCAGUCCAGUCCAGGAGUGCUGUCUGUUUUGACGCCUCUGGUGAUCAGCCACCUGACUGGAGUAGCUCUGUACACGCUGCCAAUCCGUUUUCAGGAGAUGGCUGUUGAACACUUCCCAGUGUCUGAGACCGAGGCUGUGGUCCUGACAGCUAUUGCCGUUUACACGGCAGGGCUGGCUUUGCCUCAUAACACACACAGAUUCCUGUCAGGUGAGGGGACGGAGCAGGGCUGGCGAGUGCUGAAACUGGUUGCGGUACUGUACCUAGCUGUGCUGCUGGGUUGCACCGCCCUCAUCAACUUCUCCCUGGGCUUCAUCCUGGCUCUCACCCUGGUGCCUGUGGCUGCUUUCGUCACACCUCACGUCCCAAAGGUUCUGUCAGCCUUCAUAUUGGUCAUCCUCAGCCCAGCCUGCACGCUCCUCUUUUCCGUCUAUUUCUUCCAAGAGCUACAGGAAAUGCCUGUCAGCUUCCAGGAUGGUUGGUUGCUCUACCUGUCAGUCAUCUCGCAGGGCAUCCUGGACCACUCCCUGUACGGCUCUCUGGUCUACCCACUCAUAUCCCUACUGGUCUAUCCGUGCUGGCUGCUUUUCUGGAACAUCCUCUUCUGGAAGUAGAUGCCGGUCAUGCAGGACCACUGAAGGCUUUCAUGGGGAGAAAAACCCCCUUGAGGUGUUCUCAGGUUUGUCUUCAGUGGGGGUGGGGGUGGAGGGGUAUGAAGAAUGACAGUUAAAUCCACUGGAGAAAUUGGAAAAGAAGGGGAAUAUCUAUAGUAGACUUGGAGAGAGUACAGUGACUCCCUUUUUUUGGACAUUUUGUUGGUAUUUCAAUAUCAACUCCAAGUAUUUCAUUCUUAAAGCACUGAAGAAAAAUCAGGACUUCUUGAUAAACUAAGCAGAAUGGACUGUUUUUUUACUAAACAUCUCAGUUAUAAAUAAGUGGAAGAGGGGAUGAUCUUUCAACAACUAACAAGAAAUUUCAUGGUUGGAUUGGUUUCUGUAAAAACAAAAAAAAACACUUUGGUUUAGGAAUUUAUUUCUAAGGCUUUUGGUUUGUGAUACAUAGGGAAAAUACUGCACUGUUAGUUUUUUUUUUUUUUUUUGUUUUGUUUGUUUUUUAAAAUUGGGCAGGGUUGUAAUGAUGGAAGAAGUUGAGACAGUAGCAACAUGGUUUAUUCUCAGGGUAAACAGUGGAGAAAAAGAAUAAACCAGUUUGUUGGUCUUCAUCCUCUACACCUGCACCUGUUGACUAAGCCAUCACUACAUCUAAUAUUUUUAUACUUUUUUUGAUAACCUUAUUUGAAACAUGUUUAUUUUGUAUUUAUGAAUGUCAAAAUAAAAGACUGGAAAAGUUUGGGUCCCA